Penicillium daleae is the source of this 333-nucleotide messenger RNA. RefSeq lists its product as uncharacterized. The record is from RefSeq and is a predicted model, not a curated record. The transcript is spliced from 2 exons. NCBI's taxonomy places the organism in Eukaryota, Fungi, Ascomycota, Eurotiomycetes, Eurotiales, Aspergillaceae. Bases 1 to 333 code for a protein of 110 amino acids.
AUGGCCGACCAACCCAUUCAGCCAGAGGAGGACUUCCUGGCCCCGGACGAGAACCAGGCAGAGCAUGGAAAUCCAAACUCCGACUCCGAGCCCGAGUCCGAUACUGAAUCCUUAGACGAGUCAUCCAUAAAAUCCACCCGCUCCUACUCCUCCAAAAGCCUCCAACACAUUCACGAAAAUGGCCGCCGCUACGCCGAGGAAACCUACUUCAUGCCCAACGACGAAGCAGAGCUAACCCGCCUCAACAUCGUCCACCAAAUCUACCUAAUCCUCCUCGACAACACCCUCACCACCGCCCCCACCCCCCAACAAACCCCCGCAUCCUCGACAUAG